UUUUAAAUGGGACAAACCGUUGGGAAACCAGUUGAAAGAACAAAUGAUAAACCCUUUAUUGAGGAGAUGACGCCUCUUAAUAGGAAGAAAUAUUAUGAAGACCCUCUUGAAUAUAUUCAGGAAAGGUUUGAAACAAGAGCCUCGCUUGAAGAAUGGGGUUUCUUGUGGGCUCACCGAAUUUUGGAAGAGGUAUUCGUCAGACCUGAACUAGACAUGAAGUGGGUCCUUAGCAAACUCCACAAAGAAGACCUAGCUACUAUAGUUCCAUCUAGCCAGAUAGAGCAAAUGUGAAUUAGCAACAACACCGAAGGGGAAAAUAAGCUUGACAAACUUCAUGAGAUUCUGACAUCGCAUCUUUCAAGUUCUGAAGAGGAGACCGAAGAAGAAGCACUUGACAAGAAACUCAAUAACUUCAAAGUAUUAAUGGAUAAUGCUUGGAAAGGUGUCUGCCAACUUGCCUUUGGAGCAGGAGCUAUAGAUGUCCUUGUAGAAUCUGAUAGGUAUUUUGAAUUUAUGGAAGAGCUCGAUUCAAAAAUUAGAAGACUUAAAAAGGAAAUAAACAAUGAACUCUUCCAAAAGAAACUUGGUGACAUAAAGACUAAGUUUUCCGCAAUUCUCCGCAUUUUUGAGAAAGCGAUAGAGGGAAAAGAUGACUUCAAGACCAGACAAAAGCGUCUUGAUUCGCUAUUUUAUCACUGAGAAGAGAUUGUUAGCUUAAUCACUGAUCCAGAGUCAGUGAUAUUUGAGAAAGCUCAUUAUUGUAUUGAUUUUGUGAGUAAUUUCCUAAUCUUCCACCUUGGAAUGCUACAGAUUGCAGGUGAAGAAUUUGAAUUAAAAGAUUACAAUGAACGAAGAAACAAUGCUAUUAAAUUUUAUCCUAUCCUAGUGAGAUCUUAUAUCGAUAAAGCAAUGUCGAACUAUGUCAGAGCAAUCAUCCUGAAUUACCAUAAUCAGUACUCAACAAUGAAGGAACAUGAAGAGAUCUUCAAUGAGAUGACCGGUGGAGUCAUCUACAAAAUUGAGAACAGCAAGCUCCAUUACAUCUGGGAUAAAUCGUCUCUCAAAGAAAUGCAGAACGACAAAAUGUACUAUGAAUUUGACAAGGAUGACCUCGUGCAGCUCAAGCCUGCUUUCCUUUGCUCACUGGAGCUCCCAAUCCUCACCAGAGCACUUCGAUAUGGAGUUGCGAUGAAGCUAGAAGAUCUCUUUACUGAUUACAUCAAAAAUAUUGAUACUUGUGUUGCUUUGUUGACCACUUCUUCUAAAAAGGAAUCUAUGGACCCAGAUUUUCCUUCUUCUUACGAUGAGACUGGCAGUUCAAAAGCUUCCACAAUCUGAACUUCGAAAGAAUCUGACUCUGAUAUGACCUCUAGCCAGAAGUUUCAUGAACAACGGAUUAAACAAAUUAACUCUCUCAACCAAGAAACCAGUGAAAUCAAAGACCUUGCGCAGCAAGAAUUCCAAGAUCUAAAAAGCCUAUAUAUCAGUGGUCCCUCUCUUCCAGCCAAACAGCAACAAAAACUGCGAGAGGCCUUCAUCAAAAACCUUCGUGACUCAGACUCCCUAAUCUCGAAUAUGAACAAAUACUUAUGCUUUUCCAUUGAAAACAAGAGAUUUUUCAAUGUAUCCUUCUAAUUAUGUGCCUGAAAAUGCUAGUCAAUC
Moneuplotes crassus is the source of this 1662-nucleotide messenger RNA. The record is from the annotation of a GenBank genome assembly. NCBI's taxonomy places the organism in Eukaryota, Ciliophora, Spirotrichea, Euplotida, Euplotidae.